CCCUUAUACGCGCCGCACGACGGGAAUCCCUACGCUCGCGUUCAUCUGAUCUCUCUAAGUCACCGCUUGACCGAUCAUACAAAAGACGCGACUUGCCAAUCGCCUCUUGCGACUAUCGACCAAGAAGUGGAAGAAGGAGGCGAAGCCCUUAUUGUUGGCUGGGCCUUCUCUUCCGCGAACAAGGAGCUAUCGUGAGUUGGACGGUCGCAGUGGCCAACAACCACAAAGGAGGAAAAAGCCUUCCUUCCCCCGCGCCCCAACAGCAAUCUUGUGUCGACGUUGAGAAAUGCGGCUCGAUUGCUAGCGCAAUCCCAGACAAAGUCCACAUACCUGCCUCCAGGCAUCUUCCGUCGUCAUGUCUCAAUACCCUCCCUACCCGGGACCAUACAACGGCUACGGCCAGUAUCAAGGCCAACCACCUCCCCAGCCGCCUCCCCAACCGCCAUACGGAUAUCAGCAUCCCCCGAACUUUUCAGUCCCUCCUCCUAGCACAGCUCCUCCUCCGUACAACGCCGCACCAUUGUACCAACUCCCGGGGCAGCCUGGAUUCGGUAUGGAUACCAAUCGCAACAUUUCGCAAGGCGCGUUUGACUACAACUCGAUGCAAAUCCCGGGUCUUGGGAUUGGUGGCCCGCCUGCCACGAGCACGCCCUUUGGCGUCCCACCUAUUCCCAGUCCUUGGGGUCACCCACCGCCGUCUUUCCAAAACCAUCAGCCGCCGCCCAUGAUGCCUCAGCAACCGGCGCAGCCCCCUGCGCCUCGUGCCUUUGGCCGAUACUCUGGUCCAAGCCAACCUGCUGCUGCUGGACCUUCAUCGAACGGCCCUGUGAACCGCCCCGCCAAUCUCCCGCCAAAGCUUCCCCCCAAACCGCCUGCUCGCGUCACGAAGGAGAUCGAGAUAGAAGAAGGGGAGUUGAGUGAGGGUCAGUUCGAGGACCUGUAUGAGCCCGCCCCCGCCCCUCCCAUCACUGUCAACACCAACGUAAAGAAAGCUCCGAAGCCCGCUCCGGCUCCUGUCGAGAGCCAGCCCACGAGCGCAGUCGAUACUCCGGAUGCGAACUUCUACGGAAAUGAUGAAGACGAGGGAGAAGUAACGGCAAAGGAUGGACAAGGUGCUGUGCCUGGUUCGGCGCGUGAACGAUCCGGUUCCUACUCACCCUUCCUCUCACCAAGGGAGCUGCAAUCUGGAAACCCAACUCCGCAAAAUGGCGAUAGGAGCAUGCCAGCACCACAAUCUGUCCCUGACCGAACAAAAGCGAUCGGCAAUGCUCAUGGACGAGCGCCUCUUGUUCCUGGUCUUCAAUUUGCCUCAUCCUCCUUCAGCACCUCUGCGACACCCAAAAUUGCCGAACAAGCGGCACCUGCACCCCAAACUGCUCCGGGUAGCUCGUCUGCGCCAAAAACAUUACAAACGGUUCAAAAGGAAGCUCAGCUUGCCAUCUUGCGUCUGCUACCCCUGGGCGUCAAAUAUCAGAAUUAUAUAGAAGAGGGUAUUGACGAGAAGGUGGUCAACAAGCUUUACAACAACCUUCAUCUCGAUAUUCCGAAGCCGGCAUCGGAGGCUGCGACUACAACUGCCUCUACGCAAAAGGCCGCCCCAGAAAAGGUGUCUAGCCCCGUACCCACCUCGCCGCAGACCACAAAGGUACAACAGCAACAACCGACACCUGUUGUUGCUGAGACAGUUUCCACAACUGAGCAACCAGGCAAAGAAGAAAGUCGCAAAGACCGUAUUGCGCGGUUAAUGGCCGCAAAGGCCGAGAAGGCUGCAAAGCCCCCGACUGUCCCUGCUCCGAAACCACCCUCUGCGCCCGCCCCAAAAACGGCAUCUGCUCCUGUGGCGAUGGCACAACCGAGCCCCGUAUUUGCCGAAGCAAAGGUAGCGCCAGCGGCAGUGCAAGAAAAGCCGGCUGGCGACGCUGCCGCGCCUAAACCCAAACUGGGGCCCAAGGAGCUCUUGUUACAGCAAAAAAUUGCAGCACUGCAAAAGUCUCGAGAAGCGCAGAAGCAGGGGCAGGCAAACGUCAAACCACAAGCCGCAACCCCAGGUCUUGCUGACAAGGCUACAAGUACUCCCAUUCCUAAAUCUGCGGCUCCAGCUCGUUUGAAAAAUGGCAUACCACAACCUCAAGCCCAGGCCAAUGUACCCACGGCCAUGUCGACAAUUCCCGGCCUUCACUUCUCUGGAACCCCGAAUGUCCAGCCUGCGCUACCUGCGAACCCGCGAAAAAGGCCAGUGGCUGCUGAUUUUGUAGAGUAUUCCUCAGCAGCAGCCAGUCUGCCUAAACGACCUUUCGGUCAAAUCCGGAAGGAGACCUCCCUGGUCAUUGAUGUGACUGACGGCUCGGACGACGAGGAUAUGGACAUUGAUAUGGACAUGGAAUCUCCUACUGAUGUCCCACAGUCAACACAGACGGCUAAUGGGAGCUUCCAGCGCGGCGGGCCAUUGCGUGAUUUCCCACCUUUGACAGACACCUUGCCGCCGCGUCAGUUUUCAAGCCCCGUCCCCGUUUCGCAGGCAUCGAACCCACCUGCAACAGCGCAGAAUAUCAGAAGACGAGAGACGGAACUCGACGUCAAAGAACGGAUGAUUCAGGAAAUGCGCAGGAAGAUUGCUGAGGCUGAGGCCAAGAGGAAGGCCAGGAAGCCUUCCGCGGGUUCACAAACGCCUACACAGCCUGAGCAGACGCCGGAGUUGAAGGAUGAUGGAGGAUUCAGACUGCCCACUACUCGACAGUCCGUUUCGACGAGCAGUGCGGGUCUAUCUUCAGUCACAACCCCCGUACGGCCCGCUUCGGCAGCGCCUGUUCUUAGCUCGCCAAGCCUUCCGGAGCCUACAAAGCCGAGUCAAGCUGCAAAGGCGGCCCUGGAAGCCAAGAUGAACAGACUGAGGCAGCUGCGAGAGGAACAAGCUCGCUUGGAAGCCGAGAUCAAUGGGUUGUCCGAGGAACCCGAGCAACCUGACACCAACACUAUGGAAGUUCCCGCGCAGUCGAACGGUUCAGAUAUGGACACCACUUCCGUAUCUGCCCAUCCUACUAUUGAAUCACAAAACGAUUCAGAUGCCUCCAAGCUUGAGAUAUUAUCGGCGCCUUCAAAGUCCAUGAAAGAGAGCAGCACCGUCGUAGGUGUGGAUGAUAAAUCUUCCGGGUCGUCCUCCAUCCCGGUCCCGGCUGCCGAUGUCCAAGAGGAAACGGUUGCUGCAGAGACCGCUGAACAAGAUGAUCAAACAUCCGCCAUGUCACUUGAUGAAGGCGAAGAGUUGGAGUUGGACCAAAGCGACCGGCCCACAGAUGUUUCUGAGGGCAUCCCGACAUCACAGCUGGCCGACGAAGCUGGCGGUGGUGACUCUGAAGUUCAACGCGAGAACACGCCUGUCAAGCUUGAUGAAACAUCGCCAAUGGACAUCGACUCACCUCCGUCCAGCCCGACUUCCCUUGAGUCCUCUCCCGAGGACAAGUCGCCCUUACCAGACCAGAUCUCGGUUGUUGCUCAGCCUCGUGAAGCUGCCCAGGAGCUAGAGGAGGAACCUGCAAGAGAUGUAAACGUCGUUUCUCCUGAGGUCCCUGACCUUGUUCAGUUAACCAGAUCACAGGAGACUCACGAGACGACGACAGCCAAGACAGGCUCGUUCAGACCUUACGAAAGCCCGUUGCGCUACUUCCAUGCGUUUCGAUUCCACCCGAGCUACCGGGACACUGUUUCCGGUGGUCUCCGAUCUCUAACCUACAGUAACAGGAUAAAUCCGUCCAUACCUCUCUGCCCGUCAGAGAUUGCUGGUGAACAAUGCGACGAGACGUGCGAAUUCCAGCACAUCAAAUCUAUUGUUGCUCCUGACGAUGCCAUCCUCUUGGAGCUCGGCAAAGCCGACGAAUUCGAAGGCGAGCAAAAGACCCGGUUCAUCGAUGGUCUUCGCAAGCUCCUUCACGAAUUCCGUGCAAAGAAGGUCAGAGACUUCGAAGCUAUUGCUCGCGGCAUCAUCGAGUACCGCACUCGCUUCCUGGGGGAUAGGUCAAAGGUGCUUCCGUUGGAAGGGGUAACCCUUUGAUCCAUCCCCUUUUUGCCGUUCCGGGCACUUUUUGUCCCCAUCAGCUUUAAUCCCAUCAUAAACAUUGUGGCUUUUCACUGCCCACCAUUCCGGCCGUAGAUAUUUCACUUCGACCCUAUCUUGCUUUGAAGAAGCAUCCACAUUCCAUUUUUUUCCUUCCAGCGUGUUUUCCUUCCAGCAUUUUUGACACGGGGUUGGGUUCAUGGGGCCCGUUCUUCUCUCAUUUGCUCUUUGCAUGGCCCGCUUCUCUGGAUCGGCUAUAAUGGGAGCCGACCCUGUGUUUGCACGCACCAUGGCACAGUUGAGAGGUUCGAGCGGCGUUUGAGCAGCAUUUUCAAGAGGAGGGCAUUUUAGGAGUAUUAUACCCCCUUCUUUCCUAGUGGGAUCAACUUCCCUGUGGAAUUCAGGACUU
Neurospora tetraspora is the source of this 4460-nucleotide messenger RNA. RefSeq lists its product as uncharacterized. Lineage: Eukaryota; Fungi; Ascomycota; Sordariomycetes; Sordariales; Sordariaceae. The transcript is spliced from 4 exons. The record is from RefSeq and is a predicted model, not a curated record. The coding region runs from base 356 to 4048 and encodes 1230 amino acids. Gene Ontology annotation, cellular component: nucleus; exosome (RNase complex).